AUGAAUGCCAUGGACUAUAGAGGGUUUCGCAUGCAGGUGUUCGGCCCUGCCCGCUUCUUCGCCAGCCACGCCUGGACUUACAAGUUCGGUGCGCUUGUGUCCAUGCUGGAUAACCACUACUGCCAGCUGCCGGGUACCAAGGGCGGGGCCAAGUUCAUCCCUUGGUUCUAUUGGGUGGAUAUCUUGGCGGUGACGCAGCACUUCACGGGAGAUAUCAAGGACCACCCGGACUACGACUUUGCGGCUACAUCACCCAGCUACAGCGACAUCACCCAGCUACAGCGACAUCACCCAGCUACAGCUACACCACCCAGCUACAGCUACACCACCCAGCUACAGCGACAUCACCCAGCUACAGCUACACCACCCAGCUACAGCGACAUCACCCAGCUACAGCUACACCACCCAGCUACAGCGACAUCACCCAGCUACAGCUACACCACCCAGCUACAGCGACAUCACCCAGCUACAGCUACAUCACCCAGCUACAGCUACAUCACCCAGCUACAGCUACAUCACCCAGCUACAGCUACACCACCCAGCUACAGCUACAUCACCCAGCUACAGCUACAUCACCCAGCUACAGCUACAUCACCCAGCUACAGCUACAUCACCCAGCUACAGCGACAUCACCCAGCUACAACUACACCACCCAGCUACAGCGACAUCACCCAGCUACAGCGACAUCACCCAGCUACAGCUACACCACCCAGCUACAGCGACAUCACCCAGCUACAGCUACAUCACCCAGCUACAGCUACAUCACCCAGCUACAGCUACAUCACCCAGCUACAGCUACACCACCCAGCUACAGCGACAUCACCCAGCUACAGCUACAUCACCCAGCUACAGCUACACCACCCAGCUACAGCGACAUCACCCAGCUACAGCGACAUCACCCAGCUACAACUACACCACCCAGCUACAGCGACAUCACCCAGCUACAGCGACAUCACCCAGCUACAGCUACAUCACCCAGCUACAGCUACAUCACCCAGCUACAGCUACACCACCCAGCUACAGCGACAUCACCCAGCUACAGCUACAUCACCCAGCUACAGCUACAUCACCCAGCUACAGCUACAUCACCCAGCUACAGCUACAUCACUUUCCUUUAGCUGCUCCCACAAGGAUUUACUCUCCGCCCCCAUCCAACCAACCAACCAUCCAACUAACCGAAACGACUCCACAGGCGUCAUCAAGCAGUGCAAGGCGGUGCUGUUCACGAUGCACCCCUGGCGCAGCCCCAUCGCCCCCACCCGCGUGUGGUGCUUGUUUGAGGCCCUCACCGCCAUUCAGGCACCAGGUGUGGAGUUUGAGGUGGUGGUGGACGUCAAGGACAGCAAAGACACGAGGGUUCAGACGGUGCAGAUUAUUAGCAAUAGCAUUGAAGUCCGUACAGCCCAGGCCACGGUGUCCGCGGAUAAGGCCUUCAUCAUCGAGUGUAUUGAAAAGGGCAUCGGGAUCACCGCCUUCAACAACACCAUUCGAAAGCGGCUCAAAGAGGCGCUCCUCCAAGCUGUCACUCCUAACGCGGUGGAGAUGGGGGACACGCCCGCGCUGCACGAGCUGCUCAAGAUCGGCGGCUGCGUCCGUCCCGACGGUAUCUCCGACCUGGCCGCCUACUUCAAAUUUGCCAGCGAGACCGACAUGCUCAACAUCAUGCGCACCAUCCAGAUUCGGGACCUCCGGCCCCGGGGGCUGGCGCUGUCGGGGCGGCAGCGCACCAAGGAGGUGGCGCUGGCGGAUGCCGGACUGCGGGGCUGGGACGGGGAGUCUUGCAGCCUCCGGGAGUACACUGAGACGGAGACUGGUCGCACGUUGUGGAGCUACCUGCCGGCGUCCCCCGCGCUGUGCCACAUGCUCAACUCGGCAUUGCAAGCCACGAGGACGUUGGAGGCAUUGCAGAUUGUCAAGUGUACGGCACCCAGCAGCGGUGACUCCGCUGCCACCGCCAAACUGAACGCGGAGCUGUUCGCCAUGGGCCUGGGUUGCGGCAACCUGCGGCACCUGCAUGUACGACCCGGCGACCUGCUGUACAUGGAGUCAUUCCCCGCGUCGGCACUGGCGCGUGCCAGCUCGUCCUUUCUGUUGCGGAGAGUAACGCUCGCACCAGUGGCUCUAGGCCCCACUGCCAUCCGUCAGCUGGGUAAGGCCCUGGCCCCGCAGCCCUACCUGCACAGCCUGCUGGUGGGCAUGGACCCCGCGCCCCCCGCCACAUGGAUGCCACGGGAGCAGACGGAGUGGGACCAGUGGCUCGCGCACGAGGACCGAAGCGAGCCCGACAUGGCGGAACGACGCAGGAAGCACCUAGGGCUCGCGGAGGAUGACCAGGCCGCCUACCUGGCCAACGCCUGGGACUUCAAGGACGAGCUGUCCGCCCUGCCUGAUCCCGACCGGGGGUACAUUGCGGUGCAGCAGCGGGCAGCGUGCAUAUCCUUCUUCGUGACCAUGUCGGCGGGGUGGAGGGAUGUGGCGACGUACUGCAGGCAGUACGGCAAAUGGAACUGGGCACGCAGGACACAGCCGGAGGAGCAGCUGGUGUGUGGUGGGGCAGCGCCGGAGACCUACUCGUCAAAGUUUGACCCUAACGAACAAAAGCGAAGAUCCGCAAAGUCAAGGUUGCAGAAAGCAUUUUGGGAGACCUUCAUUUGAGCGAUGCGAUGCGAGGAGGAGGAGGAGGAGGGGGAGCGAGAGGGGCCAGAACGCCGCAACCAUGGCCGCUGCCGCUCCUACUGCCGCUGUAAUACGCGGUCAUUUCGUCGUACACUACAUGUCGUGCCAACCUGCCGUACGGGCGGCGCAAAACGGAUGAAGACGCCGGGGGGGGAGGGCAGUUGCAGAAGGGAGGAGGGGACCGCCAGGGUCUCUUUGGUCAGGUGUUGUUGAGUGUUGAGCUUUGGAUUUGCUUUUGGAUCUGGAUCCGACUGGUUGCCGAAUGUGUAUGUAUGUGCGUGUAUGUGUGUAUAUAGGGGUGUGUGUGUGUCUGAAGAGCGGCGCAUGGCGCUGGUGGUGUGGGUGUUGUGUGCGGGCGAGCGGAUACAAGGCCCACAGGGCUGCUCGUCGGGCGAUUCAUCCUCGAUUGACUAAUCAAAUGAUCGAAUGACCGUCGUGCGGUGACUGCCGAGUCGCCGCCAUUACUACCGCAAGAUCGUACAUGCUGUACAUUCAGUACACAUAACGCGGAUUAUUUGCAUCACAAGUGUACGACAUGACAGGAGCAUCUGUGUUUCGAGGGUUUGACGUAACUGUGAUACUGCGAUGUGAUAUACCUCGGGAGGUGCUUCGUGAUGUGGUGAAAGCCAAUUCUAU
Volvox carteri f. nagariensis is the source of this 3312-nucleotide messenger RNA. RefSeq lists its product as uncharacterized. The transcript is spliced from 16 exons. The coding region runs from base 1 to 2655 and encodes 884 amino acids. NCBI's taxonomy places the organism in Eukaryota, Viridiplantae, Chlorophyta, Chlorophyceae, Chlamydomonadales, Volvocaceae. The record is from RefSeq and is a predicted model, not a curated record.